GCUGUCAGAGAUUGGCUUACCACCCAAGUGGAGGCUCCGUGGCUGCUGCCCAGAGCACGAAGGAGUCACUAGUGCCAAGGCACCGACAGCCCGGGCUCAGAAAAGAUCUCCCUGGGCAGGAGCCAUGGCUCGGCCACCUCCCUACUGGCUCUGCCUGCUGGGGACCGUGAUAGGGCUCUCAGCCACCCCAGCUUCCAAGAGCUGUCCAGUCAGACAUUACUGGACACGGGGAGGACUGUGCUGCCAACUGUGUAAGCCAGGUACUUUCUUUGUAAGUGACUGUAGCCAGAACAGAACAGCUGCCCUGUGUGAACCGUGUACACCAGGCGUCUCCUUCUCUCCAGACUUCCACACCCGGCCCCACUGUGAAAGCUGCAGGCACUGUAACUCUGGCCUACUCAUUCGCAACUGCACAAUCGCUGCUAAUGCUGAGUGCGCCUGCUCCAAGGGCUGGCAGUGCAGGGACCAGGAGUGUACGGAGUGUGAUCCUCCCCUAAACCCGGCACUGACCACACAGCCAUCUGUGGCCCCAGGCCCACACCCACAACCCACCCACUUACCUUAUGCCCAAGAGAUGGCAGAGGCCAGGACGGUCUGGCCUGUACACACCAGGCAGUUUCCUGCCUCAACUCUGUAUAACCACUGGCCAUCCCAAAGACCCCUGUGCAGUUCAGACUGUGUCCGAAUCUUUGUGACCUUCUCCGGCAUGUUUCUUGUCUUCAUCCUGUGUGGAAUCUUGUUCUUCCAUCAAAGAAGAAAUCGUGGACUAAAUGAAGAUAGCCAGGCAGAGCCUGAAGAGCCUUGUCCUUACAGUUGCCCCAGGGAAGAGGAGGGCAGUGCCAUCCCCAUCCAAGAAGACUACCGGAAACCUGAGCCUGCUUCCUACCCUUGAGCCAGCACAGGGUGGGGCUUUCCACUGAGGCACCGCCCCGGGGGAUCUCCCCUACCACCCUCAUCAGAGCCCUUUCCUGUGUACACUUGACAAACUGCACUUCUGAGACUGAUAGCGACAACAGCAGGAUCCCCAAUGUGUUUGGUCCAGCAAACUUGGGGCAGCCCAGGCUCUGGAUAUAAAGCACACUUAUUAUAAAUGAAGCCCUACAGCUGGCAAAAUUACAAGCUGAAAAUGGCCAGCCACUCAGCAGUGAAGAACACACAUUGUUCUGUUGGAGGACCAGUAUUGUCAUAUUGAAUGGGCCACCAGGGGAAGCCCUGCAGAAGCCCUGGUUCCACCUGCCAGAGAGACACUAUCUACAGACACACGUACUUCCUGCUUUGGUUUCAUCUUCUCUAGAAGUCGACGCUGCUGUGAGCAAAGUAGAGAGUGUGGCUUUCUCUCGGCUUAAGUUAAAACUGUAAAUAAACUCGUUUUUCUAGUUCUA
This is a messenger RNA of Mesocricetus auratus (golden hamster), 1382 nucleotides long. It is a transcript of the gene Cd27, whose product is annotated as CD27 molecule. The record is from RefSeq and is a predicted model, not a curated record. The transcript has 6 exons. Bases 125 to 892 code for a protein of 255 amino acids. NCBI's taxonomy places the organism in Eukaryota, Metazoa, Chordata, Mammalia, Rodentia, Cricetidae. Gene Ontology annotation, biological process: negative regulation of apoptotic process; positive regulation of T cell differentiation; positive regulation of B cell differentiation. Gene Ontology annotation, cellular component: external side of plasma membrane. Gene Ontology annotation, molecular function: transmembrane signaling receptor activity; protein binding.